Aspergillus pseudotamarii is the source of this 1464-nucleotide messenger RNA. RefSeq names its product putative C6 transcription factor. The record is from RefSeq and is a predicted model, not a curated record. The transcript has a single exon. Gene Ontology annotation, molecular function: DNA binding; zinc ion binding; DNA-binding transcription factor activity. Gene Ontology annotation, biological process: response to xenobiotic stimulus; DNA-templated transcription. Lineage: Eukaryota; Fungi; Ascomycota; Eurotiomycetes; Eurotiales; Aspergillaceae. Bases 1 to 1464 code for a protein of 487 amino acids.
AUGCCUGUUAACUCCUUGGAAGCCAACUCGGGAGCGGCAUUUGUGCGGAGAUUGGGACUCAAGAUCGACCCAGCUAAUGCCCCGAGGCUAGACCUGUUUGCCUGGAACGUGGGCGCUCGCCAUCCGACCCCUUCUUCGAUGCCCAUGUCGUCCAUGCCCAAAGCAGUAAUCGUUGUAGACAUCAUUUCCCUGGAAGAAAUGAAGCUGCUAGCCGCCACGUUUUUCGAAAAGGUAGAUCCGUGCUACGGCUUCAUCGAUCGUGACCAUCUAUUCCGCCAACUCGGCAGACGAUGGCUCCCUCCAUCAUCUGAGUCUGCGUUGCCCUACGGACCGUACGAUGCCGUGCUCUGCGGCGUUGCAGCAUUCGGGUAUCUUUUCUCUCGCAGACAGGCACCCCAAACAGAACUUCAGCUGGCUGAGGCAGCUCGCCUAAUCCUUGACCAACACAUGCUCUCUGAAACACCUUCAUCGGUCGACAUUGUCACUGGCUGGGUGCUUCGAGUGGCAUACCUACGCACGACAGCUGCUCCCGAUGCCGCUUGGAUGGCUAGUUGUUCGCUGAUGCAUCUCAUUGAAGCCACAGGUCUUCAUCUGGAGCCCUCGUCAGACACAGUCCUCGGCCAAUCGGCAGAGCCGUGCGACCCAGAAAUCCGGCGGAGGCUAUUCGCCAUGGCGCGCCAUCUAAACGUCUGGAUCUCCUUCGAGCUAGGACGUUCCCGCGUUGUCCUAUACGGAGCAACAUCUCUCCCACCCGCCCCAAGAUCAACUGGAGAGAUCUUCAACCUUCUCCCAGUAUCAGAAAGUCUGGACCCAAACAAAGCGCAGGAUUCCCUGGACCUAGAGUCGGCACUGGCGAAUGUUCUAGAGGUUGUUCAUCCACUUGCCUCGCAUACCUUGGCCCAAUGUAAUCUGAUGCUCUGCAUCUACCGGCGCUUGCGUGGUCUCGACUCUGUUAUAUCUGGUGCUCUCCUUGACCAGGUACUUGAGUUAGCAAAAAAGGGCCUGAAGGCUUCUCGCGACAUGAUCGCAUUGAUCAGUCCGUGGCAUCAGACUGCCAACGUACCCUUCCAGAUCGUUUGCACAUUACUAGCGAUCGACAGUCGCGCUUCAUUAGCAUUGCUUGGCGAUGCGAUGCAGACACUGCGCGAGGUCGCCUUAGCGUAUGAUACAGACGUCAUGAGGGAGGCCUACAGUACGGCAUACCUGCUGAUUCUGCUGCACCAACGGCGGAAGGAAGAGGAUACAAGAACUCUUCGGGGUGUUUUGCGUGCCAACUCCGCUGCCUCGGCACCACAGGCAGAGAUCACGGCACCCGCAAUUGAGUCGACUCAUUCACUCGCGGACUACCCGGGGUUCUCGUGGUUGAGUGACCUAGUGAUUGAUAUGCCGGGUCUGCAGAACUUUGAUCUCGAAAGUUUCCUAGCAACCGACAAUUCAUGGCCGCUGCCGGAGCCAGGGAUGUGA